UAGAAAAUAAGAAUUAAGGAUAUGAUAAUAAGCAAGGAUUGACAUAUUUCAACAGGACUGAAGAAUGGAAAAGAAGGAGGAGGAAAUCAAACUUAAAUCCCCAAUCCGUUGCAUCGUCAAACUCGGAGGUGCUGCAAUUACAUGCAAAAAUGACUUUGAAAAGAUCAAUGAAGACGACCUCAUUACAGUUUCUUCACAAUUGCGGGAGGCAAUGAUCAUGUCUAAAUCUUUUUCACCUGGGCCCGUACUUGAGAUGGACUGGAGCAAAAGACCUGGAAUUUCAGAAACUCUAAGUAGAGUUGAUGAUUUUGCGGGACAGCAGGUUUUACAUUACCACAAUUUCGUUGUUAUUCAUGGCGCGGGUUCUUUUGGUCACUUUCAAGCUAGCAAAUCCGGUGUUCAUAAAGGGGGGCUAAAUCAACCUCUUGUGAAAGCAGGUUUUGUUGCCACUCGUAUUUCGGUAACUUCGCUCAAUCUUGAAAUAGUUAGAGCUCUUGCAAGAGAGGGUAUUCCGUCAGUUGCAAUGUCUCCAUUUUCAUGUGGAUGGUCAACCCGUCAAAGAAAUAUAGUUUCUGCUGAUGUGUCGAAUGUGGUUGAGGCUCUUGACUCUGGUUUUGUUCCAGUUCUGCACGGUGAUGCUGUUCUUGAUGAAUCACUGGGUUGCACUAUAUUAAGUGGAGAUGUAAUCAUAAGCCAUCUGGCAGCCCACCUGAGGCCUCAAUUCGUUGUUUUCCUUACAGAUGUUUCUGGAGUAUAUGAUCGUCCUCCCUCAGAACCUAAUGCCAUACUCCUCAGGGAGAUUGCUGUACGUGAAGAUGGCAGCUGGUCCGUUGUAAAACCAACAUUUGAAGGCACUAAGCAAGUUGAGAUUAGUGUAGCAUCCCAUGAUACAACAGGGGGGAUGGUAACUAAAAUAUCUGAAGCCGCAUUGAUUGCUAAACUUGGGAUUGAUGUGUAUAUUGUGAAGGCAGCAACGAAACACUCGUUGACAGCCCUAAGCGGCAAAUUGAGAGAGGAAAUCCCAGAAGAUUGGCUUGGAACAAUUAUCCGUUAUGUUUCAUAAAAUGAUCAUCAAAGUGCAUUCUGCAACUAUAUUUUUUCACAAAACCGAGUGUUGGGCAUCUGCACUUCUGCUCUUUGUUGUUGUAUCAUGCAAUUUUACACAUUCAUAAUAAUAAAUAUCAUCAGAAUUUGGAAAUA
Messenger RNA from Erigeron canadensis, 1200 nucleotides. Its product is annotated as isopentenyl phosphate kinase. Gene Ontology annotation, cellular component: cytosol. Bases 65 to 1063 code for a protein of 332 amino acids. Gene Ontology annotation, molecular function: kinase activity. The transcript is spliced from 12 exons. The record is from RefSeq and is a predicted model, not a curated record. NCBI's taxonomy places the organism in Eukaryota, Viridiplantae, Streptophyta, Magnoliopsida, Asterales, Asteraceae.